CGGAGAAACGAAGACGGUGGCAGUUAUUCUGGCUUCACGGCAAGUCAACUCGGCUCGGCUCGACUCAAUUCCUCCCAUAGCUCAGCAAUGGCUGCUCCCCAUACAACCAUCUCUCCUCAGAGCCUCCUUUCUCUUUCGAAACCCAGAAAACCCAUUUCCAGACACUGUUCCACUUCUACUUGGAUCAACUUAAAAUCCCCCAAGAACCAAACUUUCUCGGGGAACAAUCAGCGGAAGAACGAGAGAGCUAGAUUGGUGACGGUCAAUUCGGUUGCGGAGGAGCUUGAUGUGAUACCGGUGCAGAGUGAGGAUCGUACGGACAUGCAGGAGGGAGUUAUGGUGAGUCAGGUGGAGAUGGAAGGGGAGGGAGAGUUGGCAAGUCCGGUGGGUGGAUUUGGAGGUGACGGUAUGUUGUCGUUUGAAGGUUUUGGUUCUUCUGGAUCUGGGUAUGGUGUUGGGGAUGGGGGAGGGGACGGGAGAGGAGAAGAGGAUAUCGAGAGGUUUAUUGAUAGGAUCAUCAAUGCAACGAUUGUUCUAGCUGCGAGUUCUUUUGCGGUCACCAAACUGCUCACAAUUGAUCACGAUUACUGGCAUGGAUGGACUCUUUUUGAGAUUUUAAGAUAUGCUCCACAGCAUAACUGGUCUGCUUAUGAGGACGCUUUGAAGACGAAUCCUGUUCUAGCAAAAAUGGUAAUUAGUGGAGUUGUGUACUCUCUGGGGGAUUGGAUUGCACAGUGCUUUGAAGGGAAACCUCUAUUUGAGUUUGACCGUACACGGAUGUUUAGAUCUGGUCUAGUUGGUUUCACUCUGCACGGUUCUCUUUCUCAUUAUUAUUACCAGUUUUGUGAGGAGCUUUUUCCUUUCCAAGACUGGUGGGUGGUUCCUGCCAAAGUGGUAUUUGACCAAACUGCUUGGGCAAUAGUUUGGAAUAGCAUAUAUUAUGUAGUUUUGGGAUUUUUGCGUCUUGAAUCUCCUGUCAAUAUUUUUGCUGAUAUGAAGGCAACAUUCUGGCCUAUGCUGGUGGCUGGGUGGAAACUUUGGCCAUUUGCUCAUGUUAUCACUUAUGGAUUGGUCCCAGUAGAACAAAGGCUUCUUUGGGUGGACAUCGUUGAACUUAUUUGGGUGACAAUACUCUCAACUUAUUCAAAUGAAAAAUCAGAAGCUAGAAUUUCAGAGGCACCAGCAGAAGUAACUCCCAGUUCGUCAUCCAUGGGGCCACAUGAGGAGUGAAUGGAGUUAUGGAAACAACUGGAAAAGGACAGGGGAGAGGAUAUCCAGCUUCGUCAAAGAGGGUUCCAUGAUGCGGGAACAAGGAGGCGGCUGUACAGGCUUGAUCACAUAUGCUUACACAUUGCAGGCAACGGACAGUUGCAUGCAUAUACACUAUCAUAUUCAUCUUCCUUUUAAUUCUAUCUAUGAAAUUCUACUAUGAUCUUUGCAGUUUAAUGCCUUCUAAUGGUCGAAAUUUACGAGUUAAACUGGUAGAAAAUUUCAUCCCAAGGAAAGAGACAGAGUAUAUGGUCCCAUUUCAGUGUUCCUUGCGAAGAAGUCAAAGAGGCAUCCAUUACGAAAUAUAGGAGUCUGUGGUGCAUGUUAUCUCAAAAAAAAUCCUAUGAAUUAGCCACCAGAAAUAAAUACUUGUGAUUCUC
Rubroshorea leprosula is the source of this 1649-nucleotide messenger RNA. NCBI's taxonomy places the organism in Eukaryota, Viridiplantae, Streptophyta, Magnoliopsida, Malvales, Dipterocarpaceae. The record is from the annotation of a GenBank genome assembly.